UCCUCUCAGGAGGAGUCACAUGGCAGGGUCAAAAUACACUCACACCGGAGUAGGACACUACUGCAGAUGUUUGAGAAGUUUGCAUUCGUGCUGAAACUUUAUAUAGAAAAAGAGUUACAUUAAAGGGAAGAAAACAAACUAUGGAUAUCUUUAGUUCCUCGCUGGUGUUUGAAAAGGUGGAAGUCGCCAAAGACAAAGAUAAAUCCGUUAUCCAGUGUAUGGAAUGCUCCUGUGACAACGUCUACAUCGGAAGUAAAGACGGAGUCAUCCAGCAUUUCACUACAAGCUCGAAGAAAGGAGAUCGUCAAACGCUACGAGUGGUAACAAAAAGACAGAUGGGCCGAAGUGGAGAAAUCAGCCAACUGAAGGCGGUCCCAGUCCUGAACCACCUUCUUGUGCUUUGGGACAGCUCCAUCACAGCGUUAAACAUGUUCUCUCUGGAGCCCAUAGCAGCCCUGAAGAAGAUCCAGAACGUUUCUCUGUUUCGCCUCGGCGAACCCGUGGUUCGCACGCAGCAGGUUUUUGUUGAGCUGUUCGUCGCCUCCACCAAACGGAGAGCAGUGAGCAUACACAAGGUGUGUGUGGACAGAUGGGAGUGUGUAGGGAACGUGGCUCUGGCUCAGGAUCCUGUGGCUUUGGCUGUGCAUGAGACUUGCCUGUGCGUGGCUACGAGUGACAGAUACAUUCUUCAUGAUUACCAGACUCAGAGCGAGCUCGAGCUCUUCACACAUAACCUGGGAAAGCAAAAUGUUCUUGCAAAGCAAAGUGUGAAAGGAGAGUUUCUUCUAAAUGGCCCAGGAAACUUGGGCAUGUUUGUGUUGAAAAGUGGUAUAUCCCAGCGUCCUCCUGUGCCUUGGCCGGAUGAAGUGUUGGAUGCAGUGGUGCACUUUCCCUACGUGUUGGUGCUGCAGAGAAAAUCGCUCCACGUCUACAGCAUGCUGGACCAGCAGCUAAAACAGACCGUUUUCUUAAACAGCAGCAAAUCACUCCACUCAACCACAGACGGCGUGUUUGUAGUCGGUGACAGAGAGAUUCGCAGACUGUCACAGAGUCCACCGGAGGCUCAAAUCCAAAAGCUGCUCGGAUGUGAGCGAGUGAACGAAGCACUCGCACUGCUGUAUGGAGUUCAGUCUCUUCUGCCUGAAGACACUUAUAAGGAUCUGUACACGAGUAUUAUUUGUACCUCUGGAUGGAUUCAUUUCUACAGAGAAGCUUUUCUCGAUGCCAAAGAACUUUUUAUUGAAGGCAACUUGGACCCAAGGGAACUCAUUAGGCUUUACCCUGGCAUGACUCUCAUCAGUGAAGACUUUAAAUCUCAGCCUCCUACCGUGAGCAAUGCCAAAGACCUGAGGAAGCUAAAUAAUGAAGCCCAGCCUGAGUUUCAUAAGUAUCUAAGCUUCCUCAGCCUUUAUUUAAGAGAGAUCCGUAACACUGAUCUGGGCCAGCUCUUCACUCAGGACAUCGAUACUACCUUGUUUAAAGCAUACUUAGAGCUGGGAUCUCACAAUAACUUAGACCAACUUGUGUCUUCUCGUAAUGAUUGUGCCCUGGAUGUGUGCGUUCCAGAUCUGGAGCAUCAUAAGAGAUUUUUCACGAUCGGACUGCUUUAUCAAAGCCACGGUGAACAUUUCAAUGCAAUUCAGACCUGGGUGUGGAUGGUGGAUGAUGUGAGUGUGGACUCCUCCGAGCCAAAUGUUUUGCUGCACAUUGUAAAAACCCUCUCUCAGUUGAAAGAGAAAUCUAUCAUCAUGAAGUUUAUAGACUGGGUUCUUCAAAAAGACCAAAAGCUUGGAGUAUUAAUCUUUACGGAGCGAGAUCCAGGCGACCAAAGCACAUUUGAACCACAGGAAGUGCUUUCCAUUUUAACAAACUACCAACUUGCUUUAGUUUUGUAUUUGGAAUUUUUGGUGAAUGUACAGCAAAGUCAGAUGGAGAAACACCACACUCUGCUGGCCAACACGUACACCACUCAGAUCCUCCAUCCUGACCAACAGAUGAAGAGUGAUGCUGCAAACACGGAGGAAAUGAGACAAAAACUGCAGCAGUUCCUGUGGCGUUCCUCCUUCUAUGAUGCCGUUGCUGUAUACGAGAAAAUACAGUCAUCUGAUCUGCACGUUGAGAAAGCAAUUCUGCUGGGGAGAGUCGGGGAUCACAGAAAGGCCCUGCGUCUUCUCGUCAAUGAAGAACGAGAUGAAAAAGCUGCAGAACACUACUGCUCUAGGACCUCUGCUGGACAAGGCAGGGAAUUUACACAGCAGCUCUUCAGCUGCCUGCUCCAGACUUACCUCGAGUCCAGGCCUCACGUGCCGGCGGUCGUGGAUCUCCUGAACCGAAACGCGGUGGCCUUUAAUCUGCUCAUGGUGCUAGAGGUGCUUCCUGGCUCCUGGUCCCUGCAGCUGGUGAUACGUUUCCUGCUCGAGUCACUGAGGGUGACGACGCACGACAGGAGGAUGAGAGGCCUGGAAAAGAGCCUGGCCAGGAUGGACAACCUCAGACAGAGACACGCCUGGAUGGAAGCAACACAAGUGAUGGUCAGAGUGGACAGAAGCCGAGUGUGUCAUUCGUGUCAGAGACAAUUCUCCGGACCUGAAUUUCUGCGCAGAACUACAGGAGAGCUUGUCCACACACACUGCUACAACACGAAUAAAAUCCAAUAAACACUUCA
Messenger RNA from Tachysurus fulvidraco (yellow catfish), 2665 nucleotides. RefSeq names its product transforming growth factor-beta receptor-associated protein 1. NCBI's taxonomy places the organism in Eukaryota, Metazoa, Chordata, Actinopteri, Siluriformes, Bagridae. Gene Ontology annotation, cellular component: membrane; cytoplasm. The transcript has 11 exons. The record is from RefSeq and is a predicted model, not a curated record. The coding region runs from base 141 to 2657 and encodes 838 amino acids. Gene Ontology annotation, biological process: endosomal vesicle fusion; autophagy; vesicle-mediated transport.